Messenger RNA from Microthlaspi erraticum, 1422 nucleotides. The record is from the annotation of a GenBank genome assembly. Lineage: Eukaryota; Viridiplantae; Streptophyta; Magnoliopsida; Brassicales; Brassicaceae.
AUGAUGUAUAUCUCUGCCGAUGUAGUCGAGGGUUUACUCCUUAGGCUUCCCCUGAAGUCUCUGGGCAGAUUCAAAAGCGUGUCCAAAGAGUGGAAAUCGAUACUCGAAUCAAAGAGGUUCGUGGAGUUGCAUCAAAAACCAAGGAAAAUCCUAACCGUUCAUAACUGCGAUUGCGGCGUCUCGCCGCGUCUUCUCCCAGAGUCACGAUUCGAGGCUGGCGAAGAGUUUGUCUCUUUGCACUGUGAUGCGACAAAACCGUCGUUGAGUUGCGAGGGUUUGCUCUGCAUCCCCGAAACUGAGUGUGUCCACGUGUUAAACCCUUCCACGGGACAACUCUGGCGAUUCCCUUCUCCUUCCCUCUUAGGCCCCCGUCUUAACCGCAGAUUUAGAAAACGAACAUGGUCGACUUAUUUCCCUGGAUGUUGUGCGAUGGGAUUCGGCAGAGAUAAUGUUAAUGGUAGUUAUAAAGUGGUAAGGAUCUUCGAUUAUCCUGACUAUUGCGAUAUUCUUGAUGUCAACACUGGUGAAUGGAAGAAACUUUGUAAAUCUCGUCGUUACAAGGUUGACGUAGGAAGAAAAUCGGCUAGUGUUAAUGGAACAAUCUACUGGUUACGAAUUACGCGUGACGGUGUUGAUGCCGAUCGCGUCUACUACACGAUACUAGCCUUGGAUCUCCACACGGAAAAGUUUCAUGACGUCCAACGUCGGGGUCUUCCCGAGGGCAUUAUGUUUGAAGCACAGAUUGUGAAUCUUGGGGAUCGUCUUGCCAUAGCCAUGCCUCAGUCGAGUAUUGUUCAAGAUAAGCAUGAAUGGGAACUAAAGAUAUGGAGUAUGAGUGCAGAAGAAGAAACAUGGAGCAAGACUCACUCCAUAAGUUUAGCUUCUUUAGGUAUGAACAAGUCUAUUUCGUUCACGCCUUUAACUCUCUCUAAGGAAGGGAAUGUUGUCUUCUAUGCCCAUAAGAAGAAGCGGUUGUUCAAAUAUUAUCAAGAGGCAGACCAACUCCAAAGCCUCUCUAGAGACAUUUGUGUUAUAUCUCCUUACGUCGAAAAUUUGGUCACGAUCCAUUCUAAGCAAGUCGAGUUAAGGACUCGUGUUACAUGCCUCCGUAGUAGAAAGGGUUGGUUUGAAUCAAGAGUUGACGACUUUUUUAGUAAGGGAAAAGAACUAGGCACGUGGCUAUGGAAGAACAUGAUCAAAGUGCUUGCUACAUACUUGCUUGCCCAUUUACUGUGUUCCUACUUCUGCAAUAGCAUUGGCGAGACUUUGAUUUGUGCAGCUAGUCUUACAUUACUCUGUUGGCUUAAUCAUUCUGGCAAAGGUGAACCAUUAGCGGUUGGUCACAUUAUCAUGACUAUAGUCGUUAUGAAGAUCUUUGAUAUCAUCAUUGACGAUUUUGUCUAUUCGGAGGUUAUGAGAUAA